Linum tenue is the source of this 247-nucleotide messenger RNA. Lineage: Eukaryota; Viridiplantae; Streptophyta; Magnoliopsida; Malpighiales; Linaceae. The record is from the annotation of a GenBank genome assembly.
UCUAAUUAAUAAGGAUUAAAAAAGGAAAUGUUAAAAUAUGGAAAGACAACUAAAUGGGAAAAAGGAAAGAAAAAAAAUAGAAAAAGGUAACUUGGAAUGGUCUACACCUGACGUAGCUCCCACUCCACCCGAACACAAAACACACGAAACUGCUUCAUAAUCACAGGAUUCGUUUCUUCUAGUAAAACUAUUUAUUAUUCUGCGUUGACAUUCUAUGCUUUACUAACCUUUAAAAAGAUCUCUACAU